Molecule: messenger RNA, 1542 nt
Organism: Acanthosepion pharaonis
Lineage: Eukaryota; Metazoa; Mollusca; Cephalopoda; Sepiida; Sepiidae
Source: the annotation of a GenBank genome assembly
AUGAUUUCCGAGCCUUUUUCUCACUUGAUUGACCAGCAAAGGCUGAGAUCAAUAAGCGUCAGUGGCCAAAACAGAUGGACAAGUGACCACGGCAAGAAACAGAUAGGCCUCAAAUGUCAGGAGGAAGUAAUGUCAGCUUCUUUACAAAGGAUUGGUUUCUUUCUUUCUUUUCUUCUUUCUUUGUUGAAUUACUUUCCUUUAUUUCUCUCUCUCUCUCUCUCUCUCUCUCUCUCUCUCUCUCUAUCACUGAGCAGGCAUCAUUCUCUUUUUCUUUUGUUCUCUCUGUCUCUCCCUGUUACUCUCUGCCUAUCUCUUGUUCUGUCUCUCUUUCUUUCUAUCUCUCAGUCUAUCUAUCUAUCCUAUGCAUAUAUCAUUCUAUUUUCUUCUCUCUCUCUUUAUAUCUUUUUCUUGUGCAUCCAGACACUCACAUUUACUAUCACUUUCUUACUUUCAUCAUCUUUUGAUAAUCUGAUUUUCCCUCCAUUGGUUAUUUUCAUUCUUCUUCCCCCUUUGUCCUCCAUUCCCGUUUUCUCUCUUCAUGCUGAUACAUUGAUAAACAAAUCUACGGCUUCUCUUUUAUUGAGCUAUUCUUCUUCCCGCCCCUCCCCCACAUUAAUCCUUUCGUUGCCAUAUCUUCUUCAGUUACAAAAAAUGAAUUCCUUUUUCUCUGUUUUGAUGAAGGACAUCGUCUCAUCUUUCCACUUAAAAAUUUACGUUAUCUUUCACCCUUUCUUUCAUCACCGUCAUCUCUUAUUACCUAAGCAAAUUUAUUUUCAUUUCUUUCCAUCCUUUUUUUUUCUUGCUUGCUUUUCUAUUCUUCCAUACCGCAAUCUUUUCUUUCUGUCUUUUCUUUCACAAUUUCUUUUUUCUUAUCUCCAUCUAUUCGUUUUAGCUAUUCGUUAUGUGUUUAUUUUCUUAACGUUUUGCACUUUUCCAUUCUUUCCUAUUCAUUUUAUAUUUUCGCAUCAAUCAAUCGUCAGGACUGGAAGGAAAAGGAAACCCGAUUUUAAGCUACAUAUUCUUUUUUUUUAUGACGCCAUUCUUUUUUUUUUCCAUUCACAAAUCCUUUCAUUCUUUCUUUACUGCUUGCACUCUCAUCGCCAUCUUUUUUCUCUCGUUAUUUUUUCUUCCUUUUUUUCGUUUUUCUUCUCAUUUUUUCUUAUUUUCCACCCUAUGAAAUUUUGUUCAUUUCUUCUUUUCUUGCUUUUCUCCAUUAUUUUUCUUUUCUUUUUUCACUUUUUCCCUUCUUCUCGCAAUUUUCUUUUCUUGUUUUUCGCGGCUUCUUUCUAUCUUCCAUCUAUUUUCGCUUUUUUCUUUUGCUCAUUCGUUUGCCACUCCUUCCUUUUCUGUCAUCAUUUCUUUCUUUCCUUCUGUUUUAGAAUUGAUCUAGGCAUGGACUCAUUUUCAUUCUGUUCACGCAUGUCGGACUCGUGCAAACUAUCCUCCAUAGUUUCUUUACCAACUAUCUUUCUCUUUCUCCGCCAGAAUCAGUUUCAGCUUUCCCCUUCUCUUCUGUCUCGACUUCUUCGUCGUCAGUUCUAG